Molecule: messenger RNA, 1452 nt
Organism: Penicillium macrosclerotiorum
Lineage: Eukaryota; Fungi; Ascomycota; Eurotiomycetes; Eurotiales; Aspergillaceae
Product: proline dehydrogenase family protein
Exons: 2
Coding region: 1-1452 (483 amino acids)
Cellular component (GO): mitochondrion
Molecular function (GO): FAD binding; proline dehydrogenase activity
Source: RefSeq, a predicted model, not a curated record
AUGGCUCUCUCGUUCACUGGAAAGCCUCCGGGUCCGCGUGCAGGGGAGUUGCUCAUCGCACAAUGGAGUAUACUCCCGAGGCAUUCGUCUAGACAGCCCAAGGGAAGACGAUUUACUUCCACGCUGCAUAUUGCGCAGAAGCAGAGCGCCGUGUCUCCCGCCCCAUCCCUCCCGCCUCUUGCUGCUCUUCCCAAUCGUGUGCUUCUCCGUUCCCUGUUGGUGUCUACAAUCUCGUCCAAGCCGUUUCUCCUUCGACCAUCCCUCUGGGCUAUGUCGAUUUUGGCCAAGCCUAACAGGGGCUUCUUUUUAAACGUGGAUCGGAACCCUAUACUCCAUGGAAUCCUAAAGAAGACUUUCUAUGAGCAAUUCUGUGCCGGAGAGAACGGAGCUGAAACCAAGGCUACGAUCAAAGAACUGAAGGAUAUGGGUUUCCGGGGUGUAAUCAUGACCUAUGCGAAGGAAACGGUGUUCGAUCAUAAAACAAACACUCAGCAGGGCCUGGGGGUUGCGGCUCUAGAGAAGCAAAAGGCCGGCGAGAAACUCGACCCGCGGCUGCUACACUGCGCUAAUAUUGAAGCGUGGCGAAAGGGAACGUUGGAAACUGUCGAGCAACUGGAGAAUGGAGACUACUUGGCUGUCAAAUUGACCGGGGCUGGACCAACGGUCACCGAAGCCUUUUCCAAAGGAGAACUCCCUCCACUGCAGAUGAUCGACGCAAUGGACGAAGUGUGUCGCAGAUGCCAAGAGCGCAACGUGCGCAUCCUGGUCGAUGCCGAGUCCCAGCAUUUCCAGUGGGGAAUCAUGCUUCUCACCCUCGAUCUCAUGCGCAAGUACAACCGGGAUGGUUUUGCCGUAGUCUACAACACCUACCAGGCUUACCUGAAGAGCACCUCUGACACUCUGGCAAAGCACCUCACGGCCGCUCAGAAGGAAGGAUUCACUCUCGGUCUCAAACUAGUUCGUGGAGCAUACAUGGCAUCGGAUAAGAGAAGUCUCAUUCAUGACACGAAAGAGGCGACAGACCAUGCAUACAACACCAUCGCACAGGGCGCACUGAAGCAAACCAUCGGAGAUUUCGGGACCACUACGUCUUUCCCCUCUGUCAACCUUUUCCUGGCCAGUCACAACAAGGCAAGCGUCAUUGACGCCCACCAACUUCACAAGCAGCGUACUGCUGCCGGCUUGCCGACUGUCCCCGUAGGUUUCGCCCAGUUACACGGAAUGUCGGAUGAGGUGAGCUUUUCGCUUUUACAAUUGAAGGGAAGCGAUGGGACUCCCGAGGUUUACAAGUGCUCGACCUGGGGUGGAAUGGGAGAGUGUCUAGCAUAUCUGCUACGCAGGGCAAUUGAGAAUCGUGACGCGGUGCUACGGACGACUGAUGAAUAUUCCGCGCUGAAGUCCGAGUUGAAGAGGCGGUUGAAAGGCGCCCUCUCUCUGUCGAUCCAGAAAUAG